Nicrophorus vespilloides is the source of this 4202-nucleotide messenger RNA. RefSeq names its product sushi, von Willebrand factor type A, EGF and pentraxin domain-containing protein 1 (gene Hasp). NCBI's taxonomy places the organism in Eukaryota, Metazoa, Arthropoda, Insecta, Coleoptera, Silphidae. The transcript is spliced from 17 exons. Gene Ontology annotation, cellular component: membrane. Gene Ontology annotation, molecular function: G protein-coupled receptor activity. The record is from RefSeq and is a predicted model, not a curated record. The coding region runs from base 79 to 3993 and encodes 1304 amino acids.
AAGUGUCUGAGGAAAUGCUCCUCCGACGAAGACUGCAAAAGUAAAAAGAAAAAGUGUUUGUGCGACGGAGCCUGCGGAAUGUCCUGCAUAAAGCCAGAUAGAGAAUGUGCGGAUCCAGAGGAAAUCCAAUUCGGGUCAGUUUCGACGACGGGAAAACUGUUCGGGGCGAAGGCUAUGUACUCAUGUCAGCACGGUUAUCACGUAGUCGGACUGCAGAGCAGGACGUGCCAGGCGGACGGUCAAUGGGCGGGAAGUGCUCCAGCCUGCAAGCAGAACAUUUACUGCCUGUCGCCGCCCACCAUUGAUCACGCCAGACACAAAGCCCUUGCAGAACAAACCACCUUCGAUCUGGACACGCAGCUCCUCUACUACUGUCACACCGGCUACGUUACGAACGGAUUCAACAAGGCCAAAUGUUUGGCUUACGAUGGACAGGCCUCCUGGUACGGCCCGGACAUCUCUUGCGAACCAAGAUCGUGCGGUCCACCCACAGACAUCUCUCACGGUUGGCACGCUGGAGAGUGCUACACGUAUGGCUGCAGGAUCAACUACCACUGUCCGGAUGGAUUCGAACUUGUAGGUCGUAAUGAGAGGUUCUGUCAGGCGGAUGGCACUUGGUCACCUAAAGAACUUCCCACCUGCGUAUUGGUAACCGCGGUUCAGUGCACACCCCCAGAGAACCCCCGUCACGGUAAGGCAAUUUACACGUCAUGCAGCUACAACUCGGUGGUCAGUUACGAGUGCAAAUAUGGUUAUCAUUUGCUGGGUGAAACGACGCGUCGCUGUGGAGCGGACAAGAAGUGGUCGGGUGCUCAACCAGUAUGUAAAGAGAUAAACUGCGGCCAUCCAGGACGUCUGUGGAACGGAUGGCUGGAGAACAUUGAAGGGGGUACAGGCCUUGGCGCAUCCAUUAUAUUCAGGUGCCACGAGGGAAUGAAGCUGCUGGGCCACUCGUCCACCGUCUGCCAAAUCGACGGGAAGUGGAGGUAUCAAUUGCCGCAAUGUCUGGCCCCGUGCGUCGUUCCGCAAGUGUCGCAGGGAAAAGUGACCUUAGUUUCGAAGAAUGUAUCGAUGAACUCUACCGUCGUCCAGCACGGCGAAUCUCUGACUGUCGAAUGCGACGCGCAGUACGAGUUCUUCGGAAGUUACGCUCCGGUCACCUGCAACAACGGAACCUGGACGCAGAUCCCGAAAUGCCAGCCAGCCAGAUGCAAACAUCUACCGAAAUCUCCGAAAAACGGAAUGGUCAUCGCUCCCAAGAUGGAGCACGGCAUGAGGGCGCGCUUCAAGUGCAAGGACGGAUUCGUCCUUAAGGGGGGCGAAUUCGUCGAGUGCUCUUACGGAAAUUGGACCGGAGAAAAUCCGUCUUGCCAGGAAGUCUACUGUCCGUUUCCCGGUUUCGUGGAAAACGGGAAAAUCCUGUUGGUCGGAAACAUGGGCCUGUACGAUUACCGGCCGUACGUCAGGAAAGUUAUCAACAAUAAGCAGAUCAUGUACGACUGCGAUAAGGGUUACAUCCUUAACGAAGGACCACCGGGUGCGACGUGCAUCGGUGGCAAUUGGAGUCCGAAGCAAUUACCAAAGUGUGUAAUAGGGCAGCAUCCGAGAUUGCGGUGGAGUCGCCGCAGGAGAUCGAUAGUGACGGAAAAAAUUCGUAGGGCUUAUUUGCGUCACUCGAACCACACUAGCCAACCAGAAUAUAGACCGCCGACGUAUUUAGAAGAACUCUUCCAGGUCACACUUGGGGAGCUGAAAGAGAGAAACGAGAUUUACAAUCGGUUGAAGCGAGCUCUGAAGGGCACCUCCAGCACUCGAACGGUAAGUCUGAGCAGGAAAGGGAGCGGAUCCUCGUUGAACGCGCGUAGAAAUCACAAGAAGCAAGAUUGGGACGACGAUGACUAUCAGAAGAAGAAAAUGGAUAGCAAAAAGGGCGCUCCUUGCGAUCCAUUAAGCAGCGAGCCGUACGUGAACAUCGAGAUCAUCAAACACGGAAAGGAUCCGAACGUCUCUUUCAGCUCUGGGACGGUGGUGAAAAUGGCCUGCGGCAAAGGAUACGGACUGAACUUGUCCGAGAAUAAAACGGCUAGAUGCGUGAGGGGAAAGUGGAAACCGCAGCAGCCGGUCUGCUCAAUUCUGCCUUGCCACAUUCCGGAAAUACCGCACGGCCUCUUCCACUUGGCCAGGACCGAGAUUAUAGUCGGAUCCACUCCGAAAGUCAUCGCCGAGGAAUUGAACGAUACAGCUCCGAUUACCAACGGGGAUGUGGUCGAGUUUAGCUGCGAGAGAGGCUACAACGUGCAAGGCUCCAGCAAUCUGAGGUGCUGGCACGGCGAGUGGACGGCAACGGCGUUGCCCGAAUGCACAGCAGCCCCUUGCCAGCUGCCGGAAAUUGCGAACGGUCAAUACUUGAACGGAUACCGGGCGGGAUUAACGAUUUCGAAUGGAUCUGCGGUCACAUUCCAGUGCGAUAGCGAAUACAGCAAAUCCACUGCACAGCCCAUCGAGUGCGUUUUGGGCCAACUGUUUCCGCGUAGUCCUGCAUGUAGGGCAAACUCGUCGUUGCCAGGACCGGACUCUCCGCAUUACAUGGGCGGAACGGAUAUCAUCAAGGGUGGAGACAUCACCGAAUUGGAGUACGGAAGCACCAAAUCUUGUGGACCUCCUGCCAAGGUUCAAGGGUCGCUCAUUUACCGGAACGGCGAGCCCUUGGUGGAAGAUGAAAGGAACUUUCCGCACAAUACCGAAGUCACGUUCAAUUGCAUCGAGAGCAUAAUGGGCGAGAAGAACACUUGGCGAAUCGUCUGCGAGGAUGGCAGUUGGAUCGGAAGGUCUUUGAAUUGUGAUUCCGAUGAUUUAGGCACGCCGCACAUAAACAACAACAGUACAUGCCUGUUUCGUAACCAGGAACCGAAUGUAAUUUCAUUCUACAACGAUCAGCAGAUCCGGGAGGACAUCGUCGAGUUUCCAGCUGGAGCCGUUCUGGUCAGCCGUUGCGUUGACAUCGGAAAAUACUCGAUGAUAGGACCAAAUACAAGAAGAUGCAUGGGCGGCGAAUGGGACGGUCAGAAGCCGGCUUGCUUCGGAUUGAAUCAGGAAAACGAUUAUUCGAUGGAGAAGCCGCCUACGAUCCUUUUCAGGCAUCAGCUCGGUCCGAUCGCUCAGUCGAACGAUGGGAAGCUGAUAGUGUACCCGGGAACGAUUCUGCAUAUGGAGUGCUUGUGGAUUAGGCGAUUCGGCGUUCCCAAAUGGACGGUGAGCCACGAUUACAGAAAAUAUCCGGAGGGAUGGACGGAGGAUCCAGGAAGAGAUCCGCAACUGGAAUAUCGUCUAUCGAUUUAUCACGCCUCCAAGGAUGAUUCUGGUACUUUUACCUGUGUAACACCAGCCAGGCACACGCAUGCAGUGGAAAUUAUUGUCAAAGCAAUCCAUUGUCCGGUCGUACCUCAACGUCGAGGUCUUUCCGUCAACACCCAGAGUACGAAGAUGAACACGAAACUGAACUUUGGCUGCAUAAAUGGGAACGCGCUCAUCGGUGCGCAGGAGGUGGUUUGUCUACCGUCCGGUAACUGGAGCGCCCCGUUUCCGGUUUGCGAGAAGGUUCAGUGCGAUAGUCCGGGAGCGCCGGAGAAUGGUUAUAUGCAGGGUAAUGGACCGUUCAAAGCGGGAGACGUCGUCCAAUUCAACUGUAAUCCAGAUUUUAUGAUGGAAGGUCAACCGAUCAUCGCGUGUCAGGAUAACGGCCGUUGGUCCGGUCCAUUGCCAAAAUGCGUGCAAGCUUGUUCUUAUCCAGGAACCACAAUCAGCGGACGGAUGUCAGCUGUGAAAUUCUAUUACAAGAUUGGCGAGAACAUAACGUUUACCUGCGACGAGGGGCACGAUUUACGUGGCGCAGCGAUGCUGAAAUGCCUGAGGAAUGGGAAAUGGUCGAACGCGAUACCGAAUUGCAUCAUCGACGAAGCCACCACCACCACCGCAACCAUCAAGAAGCGGUAAACUAAUUGCUGCCCCAGUAAUAUAAUUAAUACAUCCACGAUAUAUACAUUAUACGGUGUGAUUGAAACACACGCAAAACUAUGUACGCUAUAUUAAUAUUUCACAACAAUUUGUAAAAAUUAUAAAACGUUCUCUCGAAGUUGAAUGCAAAGUUUAGAAAUUGUACAUGGAAAUGCAAACAGUAUUGUAUAGUUUUAUCGAUCAAAAUG